GCUCUCGAUCGAGAAGAGCUGCUGUACGGACGGCGUUACACACAGCCUGUGCAUAGUAGUCUUCGCGAGAGGUAUAUACGUAGUCUGCGCGUGGACGGCGCGCGUCUUUCUGCCCUCCGAGGAGAAGGAAGAAACAUGCGGUUUCAGCUUCUUUUGCUCAGUGCUCUGGUCGCGCUCGUUACCGGCUAUGCAAAGGCUGGACGAUUCGAGGAGCAAGACUACGGCGAAGGAAGCAACAAUCACGGUUCUAAUGCUUCAAACGGCGGCGCUCGCCGAGGCCAUUUCGGUUACACGCGACCCGACGAUUGGCUGGCCGACUUCCCGAUCUGCUCCGGACCGAGGCAAUCGCCGAUCAACAUCGAGCUCCAGGACGUCAAGAUGAUGGAGAGCAAGAGGCCGCCCCUCGGACGCUACGGCUACGACACUAGGCCCAAGAAGAUGACCAUCACCAAUAACGGACACUCGGUGCAACUGAGCGGAGUGUGGCCAGCUCGCGAUACACCGACGGUCUACGGGGGCCCCUUGACGGGACUGUACGAGCUGGCUCAGGUACACUUCCACUGGGGCGCCGACAACGACGCCGGCAGCGAGCACACGGUUGCCAAUCACAGUUUUCCGCUGGAAAUGCACAUGGUGCACUGGAAAAAGGCCUAUCAGAACAUAUCCGAAGCUAUAAAGCACGACGAUGGGAUAGCUGUUCUGGGCUAUCUUUUGUCGCUUGACAAAAAUGCAAACAUGGGCAUUGAAAGAAUGAGGACAGACUUUUCAAAAAUACUGAAACCUAGACAGAGUACGGAUAUAGACCCUUUUCCCUUGUCGCUAUUCGACUUAGACCUAUUAAAAGAGGGAUACGUAACAUACUUGGGCUCGCUGACUACACCACCCUGCAGUGAAUCUGUCAUUUGGCUGAUAUCAGUGCGCAUAAAAGAUGUGACCAUUGACGAGCUGGAAUCGUUUAGAAAACUACAAUUGGAUAAUCACGACGAUCACAACUACAGGCCAACACAGCCACUCAAUGAUCGGCCUAUUUACUACCUUUACGACACACCAUUAAGAGGGUAAAUGUAGUACACCGAUAAAGAAAAAUUUGGCACAGAAAACUACUUGAAAAAAUUGCUUUAAACUUGAAAUGUAAAUAUUAGUGUUUAAUUGUCUACGUUGAAUCAAGUGUGUAAAAAGGUAUCAUUCUGAAACAAAACCACAAUGUACAUAAAAAUCUGUAUAAUGGAGUGUCAAAACUGAAAUGUUGACGCGAUUUUAGAAUAAAAUUUAUUUUUUUUA
Nasonia vitripennis (jewel wasp) is the source of this 1281-nucleotide messenger RNA. RefSeq names its product carbonic anhydrase 1. Bases 136 to 1062 code for a protein of 308 amino acids. Gene Ontology annotation, molecular function: carbonate dehydratase activity; zinc ion binding. The transcript is spliced from 6 exons. Gene Ontology annotation, cellular component: cytoplasm. NCBI's taxonomy places the organism in Eukaryota, Metazoa, Arthropoda, Insecta, Hymenoptera, Pteromalidae. The record is from RefSeq and is a predicted model, not a curated record.